GAAGAUUUAGGGUUCUUGAGAGAGCUGUUGGAUGGAUGAUGCGGGCGGGCGCCAGGAGUGACAGCUUCGGUGCGAGCAAGGCCGGUGGAAUCCACUGCGUGCUCACAUUUUAGGCCAGCGAUUCGCGGAGCUGCGUCACAAGGACGAUCUGGUAUGUGGCGAACCUCGAUUUGAUCAAUGUGGAUGAACUGUAGGUGAUAUACCGGGCGGCAAUUGGUGGACGGCAAGGUUUUGUCUCGAUCGCUUCGAGGAAAUAAAAAAUCUAGAGCUUUGCAAGAGUGAUCGUCCUGUUUUGGCAGGUUCUUUACACGAUUCGUCUCUACAGUGUGUGUGAUUACUCGAAAGAAGUUCCUCGAGUGCCGAGGCGUGGAUCACAGCGUUUUUGCUUGCAGUGGGAAAGCCAGCUCUAUCUUGUUUGGACUCAUGGCCUUCCACUGAAAGCUUCAGACGAGGCAAGGAUCCUGGAGCAUGAAGCGUCUCAGGACAAUUGGAAAGGUGGCACCUGUGGUGGAGCCCGGAACUCCAGAAGCUUUUCCAGAUCCGCCGAAAUGGAGACUUGUUCGCUGUGAGAAUGGCCUGAGGUUCUUUAAGGAGAUGUGUAGGGGGUCCAAGGUCUCUGUGAUGAAGGCUGUCGGAGUUGUGAAAGGCCAAGCGGACCUUAUUUUUGAUGAGAUCAUGAACUAUGGACCCGAGCGAUUCCAAUGGGAUCACACCGUUGAAACAGCGUCGAUUGUGGAAGUUAUAGACGACCAUUCCGAUGUUCUUCAUGUUUGCUUGACGCAAGAUUGGCGGUAUUUGAGCCCGAGAGACUUUUGCAUUUCGCGCUACUGGAAGCGUGAGGACAAUGGAGCAUACACUAUCUUUUACAGGUCAGUGGAUAGGAAGGCAACUGAGCCUGGACAUGUUCGUGCCACAAUACAUAGUGGAGGCUAUAUGAUCACCCCAUUGACGCCUUCAAAGUGUAUGGUGGAGAGCGUGUUUGAAAUAGACGCUGGUGGCUGGCCUGGCUGCAUAACUUCCAGUUAUGGUAUCCACCUUAGAGACAAUCUCUUGAGCGUUAUUGCGGGUGUAAGAGACUACUUUGCUGCGCACCGAAUGAAUUCAACACAGUCCAAUAUGAUGCCAAGGCCCCGAGAAAAUUCAAUCGUUGUAACGGAAGAACCAGUCGCUGCCAGCAAUAUUCCUCAACGUAUUGCUUCCACACCAUUCCUCGGGUCGUCGGAUAUGGAGGAUUUUUUUGAUGCACGCGCGGACCAAUUUUCAGACACAGAGAGUCAUAGCGAUGUAUCAGACGAAAGGCUUCGAAAUGCCAAAGCAUACAAUGGCCACAGCGAUGGUUUGCAAAAGUGGUGCUCUUUCUCGGGAACGCUGUCCCGCGGAGUUGGCCGCAAUUCAGUGUCCGAGCCCGACAGCAGCUUGUUCAAACUUCGAGGAAAAAGAUACCUGAGAGAUGGUUUGCUGGUUGCAGCGGAAGAACCGAUUUUUAAGCUUGUUGCGGCAGACUGGUACAAAAGCAAGGACAAACUAGACAAUGUCUCCUGUUUACGGGGCAUUUCAGAGAAACAGAGCAAGGACGCCUUUUUCUUUACGUUCAACUUGCAGGUUCCUCACUCUGGUCACUACUACAGCCUGGUUUUCUACUUCGCAACACGUACGAAGAUACUGGAAGGGUCGCUGCUGCAUCAGUUUAUACACAAAGAUGACAACUUCCGGAAUCAACGCCUUCUUCUGCUGCCCUCAGUUCCCGAGGGCUCUUGGAUUGUGAGGCAAGCCGUGGGAUCGAGAGCCGUGGUACUCGGCCAGAUCCUGGACUGCAGCUAUCACAAAGGCAAAAACUACAUCGAGGUGGAUGUGAAUAUGGGAUCGUCGGGAAUAGUCCGUGGAGUGAUGAGCAUCGUUUUUGGGUACAUAUCCGCGUUGGUUGUAGAUAUGGGAUUCUCGUUGAGGGCCGAAAGUGAGAGCGAGCUACCAGAAGAAUUGCUUGGCGCAGUGCGGUGUUUUAGAUUAGAUCUUUCCACCGCCGCCAACUUAGAACGAUGAAAGUAAGCCUUUGAAUCGACGAUUUUUUCUUCUUU
This is a messenger RNA of Selaginella moellendorffii, 2075 nucleotides long. RefSeq names its product protein ENHANCED DISEASE RESISTANCE 2. Lineage: Eukaryota; Viridiplantae; Streptophyta; Lycopodiopsida; Selaginellales; Selaginellaceae. The coding region runs from base 469 to 2040 and encodes 523 amino acids. Gene Ontology annotation, molecular function: lipid binding. The transcript has 20 exons. The record is from RefSeq and is a predicted model, not a curated record.